CGACAACAAAAAACUCACAAGGUUUGAUUUUCCAUCACCAUCUAUUUUUCCAACCAAAACGUACAGCGAUAACAUAAAAACCACAGCGGAAGAUCAAGAUCACAAUUACUCUUCUCCUCACAAUCACCCGUUCUACUUGAUCCGCUCUUUGUGUCUAACAAACAAUAAAGAGGUUAAAGGUUAUUCAGAAUAGUAUCAAUUGUCUAGUUCUCUCGCCUCCGCAACAAAUGAAAGUGAGCGUCCAACCACAGAUGUUGCUGCAACUUCGGCUUUGUCAAGACAUGUGACUAUGACUCCUGCAUAGAAGCAAAUUUGGAAAGGUUUCCCAAAUACUUUCAAUGGAAAAAGGCUGGUUACAGCCUUUGCUUUUGCAGGUAUUGAUAUGUCUUGGUUUAUAACUAUUUGAAAUAAAAAAAUAUCUCUUUCUAACAAGAACAGACCUGAGUUCUAUAAUAUCUGCAUAUCUGACCUGGGCUUCCUGAAACUUUGUAAAAAUAUUGGUGGCAGAGUAAAAUCCUUGAAACCUCUGUAGGCGAGGGGGUAAAAACUAAAUUAAAAGCUAAAUGGUUUGAAAAAGGCGAAAAAGUAACUCGUUUUUUCUGUUCUCUAAAAUAGAAAUGUCAAAGCAACAGUUCCAUGAAGUCUUUUAAAGAUAAAUACAACAAUUCAGUAACUGAUUCUAUUUAGAUAACUAAAGUUGUCAAAGAAUUUUAUUAAACAAUUUAUACAAAGGGCUUGUUAAUGAAGCACUAUAAAAUGUUCUUAUAGAAAAGCAAUUAAACGAAGAUUGAACAGAGAAAGGCAUUUCUGUGACAAACCUCUCACACUCGUAGAAUUAAAAGGAUGCCUUAAAACUUAGCCUGCGUGCAGACUUUACUAUCUGUUGCAAAGGAGAGCCAAUACGGAACUUGUAAAGUCUGCGAAUUAGCGUCCGUUUUUGUGUUCUGAGAGCAACCGCAUUAAUACUCGCCUUUGUCAUGGCAUUGUAUUUUAGCCAAUCAGUAUUUGGUUCGAGAUUUUAAGGACCCAAUCAAAUUUAAGCACAAUAAUCACGUGCUGAUUACAACAACUACACAAUCAUUCUGGCUGGACAUAGGAAAACAUCAACAUGGAGGAAAAAACAACGCUGUGCCCAAGGAUAAAGUUUUCCUGUCUACGAGACCUCAAAGCUUAUGAUGAAACGGCAUUUCAAACGGGAAUAGAGAUGGUCAAGAGUAUAUUUAACGUGAAAAAAAUCUACCAUGAUCAAGAGACGGUUCUUCGGAAGUUUUUCCGAGGACAGAACGUAUACUUCAGUGCGCCUACUGGAUAUGGAAAAUCGUUGAUUUUUCAGUCUAUUCCAAUAGUAGCUGACUACUUGUUGAGUGUGGAUCUUUUUACCUCCAUUAUUUUGGUUAUCUCGCCACUGAAAUCCUUAAUGUUAGAUCAGGUUAAUUACCUUCAAUCCAUUGGUUUGAAUGCCGUGGCAAUAACAGGAGAUGCUGAUGAAGAUUUGGUAAAUGCCGUUAAAGAAAUUGGUUGCUCACCAAAUCUCAUUUACGUUUCACCAGAGUCAAUGCUUGCAGUGAAGAAGUGGAGAGAUAUUUUAUUCUCGGAAAAUUUUAAAGAACGUUGUGUUGGAGUAGUGGUCGAUGAAGCUCACUGCAUAAGUCAUUGGGGAUAUGCAUCUGCAAGUAAUUCACCAUUUCGUAAGUGGUACCGCAAUUUGUAUGAAUUUCGCUUACUUUUGGACUCAAGCGUCAAAUUUGCAGUUUUUACAGCAACUGCAACAACUGUGACAAAGAACAGGAUCUUUGAAACACUAGGUAUGGGAGUCACAGAUUGUUAUUGUGUUGAGAAGAGCCCAUUGAAAGAAAACAUAAAGUUUACGUCAACUUAUAUCUCAAAUGGGUUAACUUUGGAAGAUAUAUUUGAUGACACUUUAAAUGAUAUAUCUGCCAGAAUGGAACAUUCUGACCGGGUUAUCAUUUAUUGUCAAUCUCGAAAACAAUGUGCUCUCCUUUGGCAAAUGUUUUCUGUACAGCUUGGAAUUAAGCUUUAUUUGAAUACGGUUAAGAACCCCCGAAAGCGUCUGGUUGAGAUGUUCCAUGCUGGAACUCGGCAUGGGGGUAAACUGUGCUUCUUUCAAUAAGGUGAUUCAUUUUGGACCUUCAAAGAAUAUUGAAUCAUAUGUUCAGGAGUGUGGCAGAGCAGGACGAGAUGGGGAAGAAAGUUUUUGUCAUCUUCUUCACAACAAUUUGUUGACAAGUAGGUGUGAAGAUGACAUGAAGGAGUAUGUUUACUCUGAAAGUUGCCGUAGACUAACUAUAGCAAGAUGGUUUGGCUGUCUUAAAGUUGAAAAGGAAAGUCUGUGUUCAUGCUGUGAUAAAUGUGCUCUGCAAUGUGAAUGUGAUGCAAAUUGUAAGGAUGCUUGGCAAUAUAGACUGAGAAUAAAUGCAAAGGAAACAUCUAGAAAUAGAAAAGUACCAAGAUCAAAGAUCAAUGAAUUGCACGAUCUUCUCAAUGACUAUUUGCAGAAAAUGCAGAACAUCCAAAGUAGGCAAGGUAAAACAAUGUCCUAUGUUGUACCUGAUUUUGAAUUUUCAGAGUUUCAAGUUAAUCAAGUUUUGAAAAAUUGCAAUCAGAUUUUUACAUUGGAGGAUGUGAUGUCUAAAGUAGAAGUAUGGAGGACUAUACAUGCACAGAACAUAUUGUACAUGUUAGGGCAGGUGUUCCCAGAUAUUGAUGUGGGUGAGAUGCAACUGCAGUUUCCUGAAGAAAAUCAAAAUGCAGCUGACGAAAUACCUUCUGAAUGGAUGGAAGUGCGUGACGACUCAAUGAUAGGUUUACCAACUGAAAGCAGUCUCUGGGCAGAUAUUGACAGUAUAUUGGACACAACUCUGGCCACUUUCGAGUGUGACAAAAAUGUCUAGGAUUAUUCAGAUUUUAACCAAAAUUGAUUUCUUUUUCAGGGUAACUACUCUAGCUGUCAAAGCACUUUUGAAACGUUUUUACUUUUGUGAAAUUCUUAUAAGAAAGCAAACUUAUUGUCUUCCAUGACUUGAAAGUCUUGUCACAACAGAAUUCCUGAAACUAGGUAUGCAAGUUUCAAGCUAUAAACCAAACAAAACAAUUUUUGAAAGAACAGAAAUGUAUCAAACAUUAUUUUGAAAGCUAUAUACAGCAUUAUAUUUUGUUGCUAAUGAAGCCAACUUUUAAAAACACACAAGCCUUCACUCUCAAAAAAAUUUCUGUCCUCUUCUCCUUUGAUAGAGGUUGAGUUUUAAAUAUGGAGAGUGAAGUGCACUUUAAAUUUCAACUCUUAUUCUUAACAAAAUUGAUUACAUACAUAAAUGUGUUCAUCUAAAAAAAGUUUCUUUCACUAGCGGGCAUUCACUUCUUUGAUUAUAUUUUGUUUGUGUUCAUUUAUCCAUGAAUAAAAAUCAUGAAUGGAAAAAUCCUCUAACAAACUUAUGUUGCAAGAGGGAAAAGACUUGUAUUUUCUUCCUGGUACAAAUUCCAUUGCAUUUUGCUCAAUCAGUUUAGCGACUACUUUCUUUAAGUCAUCCUCUGAUGACUUUUGAUAAUGUUUCCCAGACCUUUUGAUGACACCACAGAAAGAAUCAAAUUUAUCCAAGAGUGCUUUGUUGUAUGUGAGGGCUUUGAGCAUUCGAUCAAUUGCAUUUUUAUUUGUGACAUUGGAGCCCAGCUUUCUAAGCACGGUUUUUACAAGAAGGUUGAAAUGCUCCAGUGCCAUAUCCAAGGGUAUGUUUCCACCAUGCCCACGUUUAGACUUGUGGAACCUGUUCCACAUCAGACUAUAUGCAUCCUUUUGUGGCAGGAGGGAAUUGAAUUGAAAUAGAAGGUAUAACCCUUCAAGUGCAUAUUUUCUACUUGAUGCACCAUCUUUCCUGAGGUAUGGCAGCAUAUAUUUCCAGCAUCGUAGAACCCUUGCCCCAUCUCCCUCUGAGACUGCAUCAUGGAGGUUCAUUUGUAACAUACCAUAUUCAAGAAGCGAGCAUUGGUAGCUUCUCAUAUCAUCACUUGGUCUCUUGUUAACUUCAU
This is a messenger RNA of Rhopilema esculentum, 4044 nucleotides long. RefSeq lists its product as uncharacterized. Gene Ontology annotation, cellular component: nucleus; cytoplasm; chromosome. The record is from RefSeq and is a predicted model, not a curated record. Gene Ontology annotation, molecular function: 3'-5' DNA helicase activity; nucleic acid binding; ATP binding. Lineage: Eukaryota; Metazoa; Cnidaria; Scyphozoa; Rhizostomeae; Rhizostomatidae. Gene Ontology annotation, biological process: double-strand break repair via homologous recombination.